Molecule: messenger RNA, 3225 nt
Organism: Lymnaea stagnalis (great pond snail)
Lineage: Eukaryota; Metazoa; Mollusca; Gastropoda; Lymnaeidae
Source: the annotation of a GenBank genome assembly
ACUCUAUUUAACAUUUGUAGCAUGAAAGAGCUACUCACUUAACUUAAGAAAAUUGUUAUUACAAUAUCUGUUUACAAAUUCAAAAUAACUUACAACUUUAGUAAUAGAUACCGCUAUGUCAAAUUGUAAAGAAAUAUUGAUUCUUCAGACUGGUGGUAAGUUACAUAAAUAGAAACGGUUCGGCGCGAUGAAUAAUAAAUUUAAAAUCAUAAAAUGUCAUUGUUUAUAAAUAAUCAUUCAUUCAUUCCAUUCAAUCAAUAAAAAACAAAUUGUAAAAUAAAAAUAAUACUAAUAACUAAUAAGUUUUUGUCUUAUUUAUACCCUACGGACUACACUUAAAUAAACAAAUCGCAAUCAUUGAAAUUUGGACACUGGGUCUUGAGUUUGACAAUCAAAAUGUUGUGGCCAAAAUAAAUUCUAAAAUUAAAUAUUAAAAUAUAUUUUAUUUUAAUAUUAAUUGAAUUUGGCAAAUUUCACUAUCCACACCAUGGUCUUUCCCAAUGCCGCCACCUACUAGGUUGUCAUGACUUGUAACGCUGGUCAUGGCAACCAGGGCCACUGUAGUGGCAGUGUAAAAAAAAUCUCACUUCUGCUAAAAAUCCUAAACCCUAACACUAUUCCUAGGUUUAUGAAUGUUGUUCUUAAAAACUUAAAGAUUAUUAACAAAAAAUUUGUUACAGCUAAUCGAUUAAAAAUUUUGUUUAGUCUUUACUUACAUUGUCCCCUUCUUAUCAUUCUUUUAUAUUAAUCAACCCUACAUCAUUGUGGCUCUGUAUUGAGCACAUCAUUAAAUCAUAAUGGGUGAAGAAAAAAAUAACCAACACUAAUUAAUUAACUCCAUCUGAUCAUAUAUUGUGCAGAGCUAUUGUUAGCCUUUAUCUUUUGUUAACCUGAGGCUGAAUCAGAGUAUCCUUCGCCCUGGGACCAUUUAAGCAAAUAAUCCCUAACAUAUGGAUACUAUGCUUAUGCUAACUGAGCAAAUAUUUCUGCACAUUAUCAUUAUGUUUUAAAUAAUUUUUAAAAUAAUGUAUGAGUAAGAGACUAAUAAAUUAUAAUUUCAAAUGUUUUUACCAGGCACAAUAGAUAAAACAUAUCCUCAACAUCCUGGAGCCUACGGCUAUGAAAUAGGUCAGCCAGCAGUGGUUAAUAUUCUUGCACGUGCUUCACCAUGUCUGCCAUGUCGAAUAGAAAGCGUUUGCACUAAAGACAGCCAGGAAAUCACAGAAACAGACAGGUGAAGACAGAAAUCCCCCCAUUAGUGUGAGUUCUUUAUACAGGAUAAUAUGGUGGAAAGUGUUCAAGCCAUGUUCAGGGGAAUAUUAGAAACAAUAUACAUAUAUGGAAGCUUCAUAUAGUUAACAAUCACACUUGAUUAACAAUCAUACUUCAUUAGCAAUCACAUUUCAUUAGCAAUAACACUUAAUUGGCAAUCAAACUUCACUUAUUUAGUCUUAGUAAAGCUGAAAUUUCCAUUGCACCAUUCAUCUAAUCCAAUGGACCUGAAAUUUAAGAUGUGGCUUACAUUCAUUUAACCAUGAUGUUCAUUUAAAGUAAUUAAAGUUAAAGAAAAUGUAUUUCUUGACCUUUUAUGUCACACAUGCAAUUCUUAUCUGUGUUUAUUGUUUCCUGUGUGAAAACAUUCAUAGACUUACAGUAACUUAAGUCAGUUAACCAUUGUAUUAAAAGUCUAUAGAUCUCAGAUUAUAUACACAAUUUACAUAUUGCAUUACAUGAUGCAAUAUAGAAUUAGAAUUACUUUACAAGCGUUGCAACAAUUAAGUUAUGUAAUCAAUUUACAGUCUAAAAUGUUAUCGCAUUCUAGCUGUUAUGGUAUCACUGUUUUCUACAUGCGCAUUAAUUACUCAUAAUUGCUUCAAUGUUCUUACUGACACCAUCCAUUAUAUGUCAGUAGUGAAGUUCUUUUGAAUAGUUAAUGAAAAAUACCAUCUAUUAUAUAUUGACUUUUGCUCUACAGUUUUUUAUUCUGCUAUUUAACACUUGUUUAUCUCAAAGAAGAAAUCAGAUUUAACAUUUGAAUGUCUUUAUUAAUUCAUCGGUUAAUGACUCUGUGUCCAGAGAAAACAUCCUUCGACUCGUUGUUGAUGCUAACCAAGAUCUAGUCUUGAUAACUCACGGCACAGACACACUAUGUGAGACAGCCAGGUAUCUAGUCCGUGCAGGAGUGGGACAGGGCAGUGACUAUGGUCCAGGUGUUGGAGAAAAGGUAACGAUUUGUAAAAAAAAAAAAAAAAUUGCACUUAACCUACAUAUGCAAGCUUCUUUCACAGACACACUAUGUGAGACAGCCAGGUAUCUAGGCCGGGCAGGAGUGGGACAGGGCAGUGACUAUGGUCCAGGUGUUGGAGAAAAGGUAACGAUUUGUAAAAAAAAAAAAAAAAAAAAUUGCACUUAACCUACAUAUGCAAGCUUCUUGUUUUACUUUUAUUUUAAGUUAAAAUAUUUUAAUUCAAUUCAUUUAGCAGAAUAAUCAAUCCAGUUCAUUUAAUGUUUUAAAAAUAAAAAUAGCUUUAGACUUUAUAAGGGAAACUUUUUUUUGCAGCUGUGUAGCUUGUAAAGCAAUGUUGCUACAUUAUGCUCAUAUUUAAGAAACAUCCCUUUCUCAAGAAGAAUUAAAUAACUUUAGGAUAUAGUAUAUAGUAUAUAGCAUUGGGAAGAAUCCUUACUGCAAAAUAUGUACACAAAAGAUACACACAGAAACAUUAACAGUGGAUCCUAUGCAAUACUUUUGUGUAUGAACCACUGCAGUAUCAAACAAUUUGUUCCCAUAUCUUUAGGUGGUGGUUCUCACGGGAGCUGACAAGCCAGAAUGCAUGAAAGACUCUGACGCAGACUUCAAUGUGGGAUUUGCAUUAGGUGUUUUACUCUCCUCUUCCCGAGGCGUCUUUGUUACAAUGGAAGGGGCUGUCAUCCCGGGAACUCACGUGGUCAGAAAUAAAGAUGGGAAGUUUUUAGACGAAAGAUAUGUGCUCUCAGAUUUUUAGGGUUCUCAAAUUGUUGACGGCACAGGGCAAAAAUAAUAAACUUUGAUGCAUAAUGUUUCAUUGUUUAGCUGAAUUACAAUUAUUUUUUAGUAUUUGCAUUAAUGAUGUGUGAUGAACUUGGAAAAGAAAUGAAUGAAUCUUGUAUUGUGCACCAGCAGUGCAUGAAUCUUGUAUUGUGCACCAGCAGUGCAUGAAUCUUGUAUUGUGCACCAGCAGUGCAUGA